UUGUGCAUGGGCAUUAUCAGAAGGCGAAGAAAAGGCGUGGCUCGUCGUGUGUUUACAACGUAACUAGUGAUGGGCCGGUGCUCUAAAGCUCUACGUCUCGCCUCGCUUAUUUUUAUUCUUGCCCGUGCAUCAAAUGCUACCCGUUACUCCAUCGUGGACACCACAAUAGGAGGCGUACUGGCAGCAAAGCGCAUCCAGAACGAUGAUACAAGUGAGUACGUGGAGACGAUCGUGGACUAUGGAGGUCGUGUGGAGGACCUGGUCCUCAACUCUCGCACCACUGGGGUCCAGAGGAAGGUUCUCCUCACGCACCACGACAACGCCACCGCUGUGCUGGAGAACAAGUGGUGGAAGGGCAUGCUGCUGCUUCCCUGGGCCAACAGAAUAGCCUAUGGGAAGUAUGAAUUCUUCAAUGCAAGCUACCAACUCCCCGUCAAUGAGAACACCACAGACCCUCCCCGCCACAAUGCCCUCCACGGACUCAUGCCUGGGAGGAAGCUCACCGUGACUGGCUCCCAGAUUACCACUUCGAGCGCCAGUCUCCAACUCUCUUACCACUUUGACAAGCCCCUACCCGGAUACCCGUUCACGUUCGACGUAGUCAUCAACUACACCCUGAGUGAGUCUGGUUUCAGUAUGCAUUUCACUGUGACCAAUCGGAUGGAGUCGUUCCCCAUGCCGUUCUACAUGGGCUGGCACCCCUACUUUGUCUGCACGGCCUACAAGACCUACGUGGUGCUGGACAAGUGCACGACCUGGAACCACGUGGAGCUAAACACCAACAUGGACCCGACCGGUAUCACCAAGCUCUACCACGGUCUGAACGGCUCUCAACCCAUCGGUGGAACAGAGACAAACCCCACCUUCUUUGACGACGAGUUCAAGCCCGUUAGUCCCGACAGCCCCGAAUGUAACGUGAUUCAAACGAGGCUGUACGACGUGGACACCUCUCAGACGGCCGUUCUCUGGCAGGACAGCAGUUUCAGACUGGUCCACGUGUUUACGGGCUCAGAGAGUCUGUUCCACGAGGAUGCAAUUGCCGUGGAGCCAAUGUCGGGGAUGGCAGAUGCCUACAACAACCACGACCAUCUCUCUGUACUGAGUGGAGGAGAGACUUGGAGUGGCUCUUUCGGUGUCUACGUGGAAUGAAUCUCACCUUAGAAUACUGGUUUAUUUUAUGCUGCAACUAUAGAUAGGGAGCAUAAUGUUGUGUUAUUUAAAUGUGAUUCAAUUUUUGCACUCUACAACAAGCUUGCAAUAAUUAUUGUAUGUGUGUGUUGUGUGUGCAAUCUACCAGUGGUGGCUCAUUCUUUCUUCUUAUUCCAUUUUUGGUUCACGUGGUAGCUAUAUACUAUUAUGAGACGUAGCAUUUUG
This is a messenger RNA of Geodia barretti, 1374 nucleotides long. The record is from the annotation of a GenBank genome assembly. Lineage: Eukaryota; Metazoa; Porifera; Demospongiae; Tetractinellida; Geodiidae.